Molecule: messenger RNA, 887 nt
Organism: Racocetra fulgida
Lineage: Eukaryota; Fungi; Glomeromycota; Glomeromycetes; Diversisporales; Gigasporaceae
Source: the annotation of a GenBank genome assembly
AAUUGGAUGACAUUUUAGCCCAAGGUCAACAAAAUCAAGACACUGCAAAAAGAUCGAUAGAUGCAUACAUCAAUUUUGUCUCAAAAUUUCAAGCAACAACACGUAACGAAUUGAAUGAAUUAUUGGUGAUCUAUAAUAUUUUGUGCCUCUCGGGCAAAGAUAAUCCAACGAUAUUUAAAUUAAUGAUUAGUCCUCGAGAGCAUGGCUUUAUUUUGAAGCUGAAGGAACGUAUUUGUGAUUUAGACAAACAUAUUUGUGAUUUAGACGAACAUAUUUGUGAUUUAGACAAAGGCAUUUUUGAUGAUCAAUUUUUUGACUAUCUCCUUAACUUGGUAGAGAAUACAAGAGAUGAAGAGGAUGAAACCUUUAAUUAUUCAGUUAUCCAUUUGAUGUUGUCGUUAAAUGAACAAUUUAUGCUAGCUGUCCACGGAAUGAUCGAUGAUGAGGAUAAUUAUUUAAAUCACAAUACUUUGAUAAGAGUGUUGUCUGCACGUAUUGGGACUAGUAAAACCUUUGGAGAAAAUGUAAUAUUCAUGUUUAAUCGUGCAGAAACAACUGAAUACUUUUAUACGAAUGACUUACGUGUGGUGAUUGAUGUUUUCAUUCGAGAACUUUACGAUUUACCAGAAGAGAGUGAAGCGAUUUAUAAUUUGCUUUCAGAUUUAAGUGGUGCUUCUACUGAACAUUUCAAGCCAGUACCACAAAUGACACAAAAGUUAGUGAAGACAUGCUUAAUGUCAGAAUAUUUCGAGGGAAUUGCUCCUAAUAAAUGUAUUAAUGGAGUGAACAUCAUGCCAACUUUAAAUUCAAUGAUGUUUGAAACUAAUGGGUCUACGGUUACAUCAAACGGAAAUGAUGUUCCUGCUCAAGGAAUGUUACUUCAUGGA